Molecule: messenger RNA, 1643 nt
Organism: Exophiala viscosa
Lineage: Eukaryota; Fungi; Ascomycota; Eurotiomycetes; Chaetothyriales; Herpotrichiellaceae
Product: tyrosyl-tRNA synthetase
Exons: 1
Coding region: 177-1430 (417 amino acids)
Biological process (GO): tyrosyl-tRNA aminoacylation
Cellular component (GO): cytoplasm
Molecular function (GO): ATP binding; tyrosine-tRNA ligase activity
Source: RefSeq, a predicted model, not a curated record
GCGGGAUGAUGUUGUCCAUGAUCUUUUUUGACUCACAUUCACAUUGACUCAAUUGUUGCUAACCUGUACAAAACUACUUCCUGGACAGACUUACUCUCGAAAUAGACCACCUCAAACUUUGGCAUUUUGCAUCUGCGCUGGUCCAACGCACCUUCCUGACCUCGUUGUUUCCCAUCAUGGCUGGCAGAGAGUUGAAUCCGCAAGAAAAGCUCUCACUCAUCAAAGACCAAUUACAAGAAGUCCUGCACGAAGACAUCCUCGAGAAUGUGAUCCUGAAAGAGCAGAGACCAUUGGUCAUCUACUGGGGAACAGCUACAACGGGUAGACCUCACUGCGGAUAUUUCGUUCCCAUGAUGAAAAUUGCACACUUUCUACGAGCCGGUUGUCGAGUCAAGAUCCUCCUAGCUGAUAUCCACGGUUUCCUCGAUAACCUCAAAGCGCCUAUUGACCUGGUCAAAUUUCGCGCAGAGUACUACAAAUACAUCAUUCAAGCACUACUGAAGGCUGUCGGAGUCAGCUUAGAAAAGCUGGAAUUCGUCUUGGGCUCCUCCUACCAGCUAAGCGCAGACUACACUAUGGACAUUUUCCGACUGAGCAGUGUGGUAACCGAACAUGAUGCCAAGAAGGCGGGUGCAGAGGUGGUCAAGCAGGUGGACAACGCCACACUCUCUGGCUUGAUUUAUCCCCUUAUGCAGGCACUGGACGAGCAGCACCUCGGAGUCGAUGCGCAGUUUGGUGGAGUCGACCAGCGGAAGAUCUUUGCUCUUGCCCAGGAGACAUUACCUAAGAUCGGAUACAAAGAGCGAGCACAUCUUAUGAAUCCCAUGGUGCCAGGUCUUGCUGGCGGCAAGAUGUCUGCUUCGGAUCCCGAUUCCAAAAUCGAUAUCCUUGAUACCGCCGAUGCAGUCAAGAAGAAGUUGCGUAAAGCCUACGCAGCAUCAGGAGAGGUUGAGGGAAAUGGUCUCAUCUCUUUUGUGGAAUAUGUCUUGCUUCCAAUCAGUUCCCUACGCGAUCCGGAAGGCAAAGGGCGCUUCGUGUGCGAGCGACGAGAAGGAGAGGGAGAAUCGUUGGUUUAUCAUGAUAUUGAGACAUUGAAGGAGGACUACCGGAUAGACAAGCUGACACCUCAGCUGCUCAAGGCAGGCGCUACUGUUGCUCUAGUCGACCUGCUGGCCCCGAUCCAAGCCGAUUUCCAGGCGUCGCCCGAGUGGCAGGAGAUCGAGAAGAAGGCCUACCCUCCUGCAGAGCCUGUAAAGAAGAAAAAGCAGCCCAAAGAUAAGGGUUCAAGGUACCCUGGCGGAGCAAACGUCAAGACUGAUCCUGAUGGUACGGUUGAAGGCAAAGGAAAGGAAGAGGUCGAGGUUGGCAAGACCGCUGGAGAUGCCAUGUCAAAGCUGGAGAUCAAUGGUGAUGAUGCUGCACAGGCUUGAUGGUCCGGGGAAUGCCAUUCUCCUCACCUCACAACAGGAUGAACUUGCAGACAAUCUCACGAGCAGCAUCUUGUCUAACUGCCACCGCCCAACAUGAAUAGGUCGCACAGAUGCACACACUCGAAGCAGCUCCUUCUGUCGAAGUUUUAGCGCGAAUUCUGGCGACAAGCUGAGUCUGGGCCUCGCCAGCUCCUAGAGAGGGUUCGACGACGA